Molecule: messenger RNA, 4855 nt
Organism: Chlorocebus sabaeus (green monkey)
Lineage: Eukaryota; Metazoa; Chordata; Mammalia; Primates; Cercopithecidae
Source: RefSeq, a predicted model, not a curated record
AACAUGGGAGACUGCUGAGCUUGGGGGAGGGGGUACGGAAGUGCAACCUGUUCUCAUUUCAUAAAAUUAGGGAACACAGACUAGCGAGCGCCCUUUCGAGCACCUAUUUUAUUUGCUUGGGGGUGGGAGGAGUAAUUGCUUUAUUAUAGUAGUUAAGGGCCAUUUGUGAUUUUUUUUUAAAAAAACAGUUUGUCAAGUUACUCUCCUUUUUUGUUUGGGGGGGGGAAAAAAAAGAAAGUCCUUGGCUUGCAGACCCUUGUGGUCGAGUUGUUUACUUUGGUAAUUAAGUACCUGACUCUGCUGGAAGCUCUUCGUGUUUCAGAAGCGCUGUUUGGCAUUGUACAGUCUGAGCAACAAGUUGAAAUCAUCGCAGAAGGAUAAAGUUCGUCAGUUUAUGAUCUUCACACAAUCUAGUGAAAAAACAGCAGUAAGUUGUCUAUCUCAAAAUGACUGGAAGUUAGAUGUUGCAACAGAUAAUUUUUUCCAAAAUCCUGAACUUUAUAUACGAGAGAGUGUAAAAGGAUCAUUGGACAGGAAGAAGUUAGAACAACUGUACAAUAGAUACAAAGACCCUCAAGAUGAGAAUAAAAUUGGAAUAGAUGGCAUACAGCAGUUCUGUGAUGACCUGGCACUCGAUCCAGCCAGCAUUAGUGUGUUGAUUAUUGCAUGGAAGUUCAGAGCAGCAACACAGUGCGAGUUCUCCAAACAGGAGUUCAUGGAUGGCAUGACAGAAUUAGGAUGUGACAGCAUAGAAAAACUAAAGGCCCAGAUACCCAAGAUGGAACAAGAAUUGAAAGAACCAGGACGAUUUAAGGAUUUUUACCAGUUUACUUUUAAUUUUGCAAAGAAUCCAGGACAAAAAGGAUUAGUUUUUUUUAACAGCCUUUCUAAGGGUUCACAGUGCUCUUACAUUACAAGAGUUGGCAGAGAGGAAUUAGAAGAUCAUAGGAGACGAGAUCUAGAAAUGGCCAUUGCCUACUGGAACUUAGUGCUUAAUGGAAGAUUUAAAUUCUUAGACUUAUGGAAUAAAUUUUUGUUGGAACAUCAUAAACGAUCAAUACCAAAAGACACUUGGAAUCUUCUUUUAGACUUCAGUACAAUGAUUGCAGAUGACAUGUCUAAUUAUGAUGAAGAAGGAGCAUGGCCUGUUCUUAUUGAUGACUUUGUGGAAUUUGCACGCCCUCAAAUUGCUGGGACAAAAAGUACAACAGUGUAGCACUAAAGGAACCUUCUAGAAUGUACAUAGUCUGUACAAUAAAUACAACAGAAAAUUGCACAGUCAAUUUCUGCUGGCUGGACUGAACUGAAGAUCAAUCCUCACAAUUCAGACUGAGGGUUGAGACAAAACUUUAAGGAUACAUCUUGGACCAUAUCGUAUUUCAUUCUUCUAAUGGUGGUUUGGGCUUGUCUUCUAGUCUGGGCCGCUCUAAACAUUUAUAAUUCCAACAUUGUGGAUUUCAUCUUAUAUCUGUGGACCAUCCUAGUUUAUUCUCCCAUAAGUCUUAGAAGCUUUAUGGUGAUUAUUUUGAGGUUUUCAUUCUCGCAUAAAGCACAAUGCUGUCUUCAUCAGAAAACAGUUGGCGUAAGAAUUAAGCAUAUGAACAUCACAAAACAAUUUAUAAAAACUUCUUAAAUAUACGCUUUGGGCUAGUUGCAAAGACUAUGCUAAUAGCACUUCCAAUGAGAGUGAUAUAUUUAAGUGUACUGGAUCUGGAAUGGUGUUUUGGUUUGGGGGGAAUUUUUUUUUUCCUGGCAAAUCACAUGUGUUGUUGAUGUGAGUAUCUGAUGAAAAAACAAUGUCAGAAUAACCAACAUGAAAAUUUUUUAGGAUAACUUGGUGCCUACCUGAAAAAUGUAUUGUGUUUUAGACUCUUGAUUUCAAAAGGUUCCACAGAACUUGUCUGCGCUUACCUUACCCAUGUUUAUAUAUAGCUGUCCUACAGGGAGCUUUUAUUUAGAAAAUGUCUGCAUAAUGUUAGAUUCUUCUCCUGUCUACAUUAUGCACUACAUAAUUGGACUUCAUUAUGCUUUUGAAAUGCUUAUCUGCCUGUCACAUAAGUUAAACUAUUUAAUUUGUUUUGAAUGUUUUGGAUUGCUACACAAUACAAUAUUCUAAAUUUAGGCAUGAGGGUUUUUUGUUUUGUUUUUACUUUUUUUUUUGUCAUCGCACUAUGGAACACAAAUGAAAUUCUCUUAAUUUAUAAGAAGAUAGUUGCAGUUAAAUUUUGAAAAUGGUUGUAAUGAGCCAUGAAGUUCAAUCUUUAUAAUAUAGGUACUGCUCUUUCAGACAAAUAGUCCAUUUUCGAUGACUUAUUAUUUUGUUGAAAUUGCUUUAACUGCUAUAAUCACUGUGGUUGCCAAAUACUUACUUCAGGAGCGAAGAUUUUCAAACAAGCAUACACGAUGCAAAAUACCAAUCUGGCUUCUAGUCUCUCUACUGUUUUUGUUUCACUCAGAUUAGCUCAGUUUUCUCAUCAAAGCAGAAUGCUAUCUUGUAUGUAUUUUUUUCAUUACAAGACCCAUGAGCUGCUUUUAUGCUGAAAAUGGUCAUUUCCCUGUUCCCUUACUGACAUGUGAAGAAGGGUUUCUUGCUUUCUUAAACAUUUCUGUAAGGCAGGCUAGAAAUGUAAACCUCAAAUGUCAGAUGAUUAUGGUCUUUUGAUAGGAAUACAUUCUGCUUGGGAUAUACAUCCAGGCACUCUCUAAGGUUUUAGGGUUGAUAUUAACAAAGGAAUGUACUUUAGAAUAGCAGUACAUUUUAUGCAAAUAUGGAAAUUAUUUUAAGAAACAAUGACAUAUCAAAACUGCUUUUUAUUUACAUGAUUUUGAAAUAGACUAGAAAGCUUUCCCUAUAAACAUAUUAAUAUUCCAAUCAUAACUUUAAUUCAAGAAUGCAGUUUUACCAAAAGAAAAAUUUGAAAUUUCUAUUCAGGCUACUGUAAUUGGUUAUUAAAAGAAAAAGGAAAAAGAAUCCUGCUGCUUUCAGUAUUUCCUGAUUUCAUUUUUUGUAAAUAUAAAGAACUUCAAUUAUGAAAAAUUUUUAAAAGAUAUAUAUAUCUAUAUAUCUAUAUAUAUGUACUGUUUUGUUUCCUGUCUUGAAGAUUUUGAGUUAUGGUUAUUGGUUUCACAUUGAUUAAUUCACAUAUGCUGUGUUUUGAAAUGAGAUCCCAUUAGCUUUUUUUUUUUUUUCCCAAUAUAAAGUGUUUUCUUUAAAAGUCUGAUAUUGGUUUGUGGCCUAGUGCCUUGGAUUUUACAUAUUUUUCUUUUUAAUUGCAAAACCUUUUCAACAAAAUAGUGUUUGUCAUCAGGUUGGUACUAAACAUUUAUAAUUACUGUGUAAUUAUAAACAAAAAUACAUAAAGCUUUGAAUAUAAUUAUGUAGCAUAAAAGUUAAGGUUGUUCACUAUGAUGGCAUCUUAGAAUUAAAACUUUUACUAGGGCUGAAAAGAGAAGACUGAUUUAAUGUGGUGUGAUUAUUCUGAAGAUAAAUGUCUGGUUACAGGGAAUAUUUUGUACUAAAAAAUGAUGACACAUAUGGCUGUGUGUGUUUGAGUCUGUGUCUGCGAGAGAGCCAGAGAGAGAGAGAGAGAUUGACAGAGGAAGGGAGAGAGACACACACACCCCUUGAAUUGCUUUAACUCCUAAGCGUUUCAGUCCUCAUUCCGGUAAACUCCCCAUGCUGAUUCUUUGUUUUAAACUGAACCAUAGGUGCAGUUUCCUUUUUGCCAAAUGUCAAAACAGGUACACAUUUUACAAUGUAAUGCUUUUUAAAUAGAAAAAUGUAUAAAAUUAGAAGUGCCCACAUAUAAAAAAUACUUGAGAUGAAGAUUAUCUUUAGUGAAUAUCAUCUGCAUAUCUCUGUAAGUUCGAUUGUGUUUCUUACAGUCCCUGUUAUAUUACCAACAGAGGCAAUAAAAGCUUCAGUGAAAUUGCCAUGACUAAAUCUUUUCACAUAUUUCAGUGUAUUUUUUUAAUAGAUUUAAAAUAUCCCUGAAAACUUUUCCAGGAAGAAUAAUUAUUCAUGGAAAGAGCAUUGUAAUGGCAUGUUUUGGGGAGAAAAGACAUGUCAAGUCUUGUUUACUACAUUUAAAAUGUUUACAACGAUACUGGGCUGCUUUAUUAACAAUACUGUACUUGUGUAAUAUGGCAUUAUAAGUACAUGUCCUUCCUUAGACUUUUAAAAGUUUUAGCGAGAGAAAGUAAAUUUACUCAACAAAAUAACAUGAGAAAUCUUUUACAUAAGAUCUUUACUGAGGAAUUCUUAUUUAAGCAAGGUACACUAUUUUUUCCUCAGACUUGAAUGAAGUGUCUAUUUUUUAUUUGAUGAUAAGAAGUGAGUAGUAGUAGCUAACUUAAUGUACACUUUGCUUAGGUUUUUAAACAUGUUACUGUUAAGACUACGUAUUGUAAACCUUCUGUAAUUUUCACAUAUGAAUGACAGGAGAAAGUUAAACCUAAUCGAAGGAGUUUUGGAAUAAAAAGAAAGUGGUGCUGGGGAAAUUUACCAUGGUUCACAAAGUAUGCCUUUGUAAAACUGAAUCAACUUUUAGCAAGAAUUAAUUUAUGUAGUUCUAAAUGUUAAAUUGUGUAUAUUUAACAGAAAAUACUUAUCUGGCACCUCAGUAGUUUUCUUUAAAUGUUACCUUUUAACAAUAUGAUUUAUAUUGAAUACUUAGAUGUUUUCAUAAGAUUUUAUCAAAUUUGAUAAUGUAAUGAUAAAAUGUUUUUUAAAUGUGAACUAUUUAACGUAUAAAUGAGGACACAAAACCUGAAUUGUGAUUUCUACAUAAUGUGAUAAUUAGGGUUCAAAUUAUGACUCAUCAUUUAAUUGAUUAUAAAUGAGUAUAUUUCUGAA